AUGACUGCCCAACGCCUCAAAAUCGGUUGCGCCGGCCUCGGCCGCAUGGGCAAGCGCCACGCCCUCAACUUCCUGGAGCGCACUCCCCGCGCGGAGCUCGUCGCCGCCAGCACCCCGGACGACACUGAGAUCGAAUGGGCCAAGGUCCACCUUGCUCCCUACGGAGUCAAGCUCUACAAGAACUACGACGAUAUGCUGAAGCAGGAGGGCCUGGAAGCCGUCGUUGUCGCAUCUGCCACAGCCGUGCACGCCGAGCAAGCCAUCAAGGCCAUCAAUGCCGAGAAGCACGUUCUCUGCGAGAAGCCGCUGUCAACCAGCGUUGAAAUUUCCCAAUCCGUCCUCGACGCCGCCAAUGCAAAGCCUCACCUCAAAGUCAUGUGCGGUUUCUCCCGCCGCUUCGACGCCUCCUACCGCGACGCCUACAACAAAAUAUCCUCCGGCGCCCUAGGCAACCCCAGCGUCAUCCGUAGCCAGACCUGCGACAAGCUCGAUCCAACAGGGUUCUUCGUCGCGUAUGCCGAGUUCUCCGGCGGUAUCUUUGUCGACUGCUCCAUCCACGACAUCGACCUGACGCUCUGGUUCUUCGGACAAGAGUCCAAGGUGCGCUCUGUCUCUGCAGUCGGAAUCACAGCCGUCGAGCCGGACCUGCGCAAGCAUAACGACCGCGACAACGCCGUUGGUCUGGUUGAGUUCUACGACGGGAAGAUGGCCUACUUCUAUGCUUCUCGCAUGAUGGCCGCAGGCCAGGAAGACACGAGUGAGUUCAUUGGAACAAAGGGCAAGGUCACAGUGAAUGCGCAGCCGCAGUUGAACCUGGUCCAGACGUUCGAUGCAGGCGGUAUCAAGAAAGAGAUCCCACAGCACUACUAUGACCGCUUCGAGUAUGCGUUUGUGACGGAGGCGAACGAGUUCACGGCCUCGGUGUUGGAGAACACGACUGUGCCCCUGAAGCUGGAUGGUGCUGUCCAAGCUGUACGCAUUGGUGCUGCGCUGCAGGAAUCCCUUAUAACGGGGGAGAAGAUCUUCUUCGAUGAGAGUGGGAACCGGGUCCCGAAGGCGAACCUGUGA
This is a messenger RNA of Aspergillus puulaauensis, 1068 nucleotides long. Its product is annotated as putative NAD binding Rossmann fold oxidoreductase. Lineage: Eukaryota; Fungi; Ascomycota; Eurotiomycetes; Eurotiales; Aspergillaceae. The record is from RefSeq and is a predicted model, not a curated record. The coding region runs from base 1 to 1068 and encodes 355 amino acids. Gene Ontology annotation, biological process: NADPH regeneration. The transcript is spliced from 2 exons. Gene Ontology annotation, cellular component: cytoplasm. Gene Ontology annotation, molecular function: nucleotide binding; oxidoreductase activity.